AAUCAGCUCUCUCUUCUCUAUCUUUUUUAUUUUUUUCGGAUCAACCUUUCUUUACUCUCACAUUAUGUUUGUCUGCUCACGAUUACUGCGUCAGCGUCUGCUGUGGUACAAUGUGUACCGGCCCAACUAUAAAUAUGCAAGCAGCAUCAGGCUCCUAUCCACUGAAAAGGGAACACGGACAAAGCCAAACGAGACGCCAAAAAGUCUGUGGGCGUCCAUAUUACCUAGUAGCAACACGACCGAGGAUACCAAUGAGCAUAAAACCCAAAAUACCAAGCAGGACGAAGAGGACAUUUUUCUAAGCAAACUAUUCUCGAGAUCUUGGUCAAUUCGUAAACUCGAGUUCCCUGAUCUGCCUUCGGUGGAAACGAUCAACAGCACCAUGGCGCGAUUAUACCCUUCUUUGACUUCCCAGUUUAAGAACAUAUCUGAAAACUAUGCGAAAAUUUGGGAAUUUCUCACCAUGGAAGACUUUCGAAAGAUCUUUGACGAGAUUGAGCAAGAGAAUCGUAAUCCCGAUAUCCAUGCCGAAGUGGCCAAGGAUGCCACUGUCAGAGAGUCUGCCGAUCUCUCACAAGAGGAGCAACAAUUCAUUCGUGCAAGAAAGAAACAACAGCGCGAAAAUUUCGCAAAGUUUAUUGGUGUCGAUGUCAAUGAAGUUUGUGAAGAAGAUAUCCCCGUCGUCGCUUUAGCAUCAAGUGGCGGAGGAUAUCGUGCCAUGGUAGGCUGUGCUGGAUAUCUGAAAGCCAUGAAGGAGACAGGUCUUCUCGAUUGUCUGAUGUACAUGUCAGGCGUUUCAGGAUCAUGCUGGACAAUGAUUCUCUAUUACAACGCUCUCACCAAAGCAAAUACGGACGCUUUAUCCCAUCACAUAAAAUGUCACACCAAUGCGCAUUUUGCAAAUAUCUCCAAUUUAAUCAAAGUGAUAAAUGCAUCGCCGCAUAACAGCAAGCUGGUCUUACAAGGCGCUAUCCAUCGUUAUCUUCAACAAAACGGCAAUAUCAAUUUCGUAGACUUGUUUGGACUUUUAAUGGGAAGUACGCUUCUAACAAGAUUGGAAGCAGCCAAAUCAUUGGAGAAUUCCCAACUUGCCAAGGACAAGGGCGCUAACAAAGCCGGUCUGAUCUAUAUCAAGGACACUGAUGCACAAGGCGAAGACAAGGAUUCCCAGGUAUUACCAUUGCUACUGGAUAAAAACGAGAUGAAAUUAUCCAGUCAACAACGUUUCCUUGCCGACGGUUCCCAGCCCAUGCCUAUCUACUGCGUGGUCCGACACGACGUAGGCGAUCGUCGGAAACUUGAAGACGAAAGAAAUCAACAGAUGGAGGGCGAAUCAAAAGAGAUCGAAGAAUCGCAGAAAAAGUCAACGAACCAAGACGAAAACGAUAAUGAUGCUGACGACUACAGUCCGUAUCAAUGGUUUGAAUUUACGCCGUAUGACAUGGGAAGCGAAGAGAUCAAUGCAUGGAUUCCUAUCUGGGCCUUUGGACGGAAAUUUGAGAACGGAAAAAAUUUGGAACGACAACCAGAGCAGUUAUUGGACAUUCUUAUGGGGAUGUUUGGCUCCGCUUUUGCAGCCAGUUUGGUCCAUUUCUAUGAAGAAGUUCGAGGAUUUUUACCAAGCAAGCCGCUUCAGAAACUCGACGAAACGUUUAUACGUUACAAGAAGACCAUGGCAUCUUAUCAUCCUAUCUCACCUGCUUGCUUUCCCAAUCCUUUUUAUAAGAUCUCUGAAGAUGUUCCCGGAGAAGAGAACCUGAAACGUCCCAAAUCACUAUUGGAGUCAAAGCAGUUAUGCCUCAUGGACGCUGGUAUGGACAACAAUAUUCCUUUCUACCCCUUAUUACGUGAAGGGCGAGAUGUGGACGUUAUCCUCGCUAUCGAUCUCAGUGCCGAUAUACAGACAGCACCCCAUUUUGACCGUGCUGAAGGUUAUGCGAAAAGGCGUGGAAUUGAAGGUUGGCCGGUGGGUGCUGGAUGGCCCAAAGAGAACAUAUCAGACGCGAUCCAAGAGGAGCGUCCUGCAGAUGACCGAUCGGCAAGGAUUACUUCCAAAGAUGGCAAGAAACCCUCUUACGCACUAGGAUCCUGCACUGUUUUCGCAUCCAAUUCCGAAGUAACCAUUAACCCAGCCGCCAGAGAUUCCAACACCAAGCAGCCUGACCGUAUCAAUCCUAUCACAGUACUCUAUUUCCCGUUUAUUGUCAAUGAAGGUUUUGAUCCUGAUUUCGAUCCUCAAACAGCCGAGUUCUGCAGUACGUGGAACUUUGUAUAUACUCCAGAGCAAAUAGCCAAGGUGACGGGACUGGCGCAGGCAAACUUGAAUGAUAACAUUGAUACGGUACGCCAAGUGCUAAAAAGUACAUGGGAGCGAAAACGUAACAAGCGAUAUAUUACAGAAAAUCAAAAUAAAGCAAAUACAAAUUAACUAUUAUAAGCUUUGAAUAUGUUCCAUCUGGUGCAGUUGUUCUACUUGUUCUGGUGUGCCGUCAUUUUCGAUAUUACGCACCAUGCUGGGAUAGAGAUCCCAUUGCGCUUUAUCUUGAGGGUUUGUUUGUAUCGGUCUUGGUUGCGCUACACCUUCCAUGUGCACAUAUUCGUGGGAACCAGGAUGAUGACAUUUGUCUGCCGAGAUAUCUCUGCUAUUUCGUUUUAAUCGGUAGGCCUGAGGGUGGACAUCAGCAUCAU
Messenger RNA from Radiomyces spectabilis, 2688 nucleotides. Its product is annotated as acyl transferase/acyl hydrolase/lysophospholipase. Bases 65 to 2428 code for a protein of 787 amino acids. The transcript has 6 exons. Gene Ontology annotation, biological process: glycerophospholipid catabolic process. The record is from RefSeq and is a predicted model, not a curated record. Gene Ontology annotation, molecular function: A2-type glycerophospholipase activity. Lineage: Eukaryota; Fungi; Mucoromycota; Mucoromycetes; Mucorales; Radiomycetaceae. Gene Ontology annotation, cellular component: cytosol.